Salvelinus sp. IW2-2015 is the source of this 1676-nucleotide messenger RNA. RefSeq names its product carboxypeptidase Q. Gene Ontology annotation, biological process: proteolysis; peptide catabolic process. Gene Ontology annotation, molecular function: metallodipeptidase activity. Lineage: Eukaryota; Metazoa; Chordata; Actinopteri; Salmoniformes; Salmonidae. The record is from RefSeq and is a predicted model, not a curated record.
CUUUCAUAUUUCGCUAGUUAGGAAUCACAACGAAUGACAUAACGUUAGCUAUACAGAUGCUUGUGGUUUGCGUCCUUGUUUUGCUAUGCAUUUCACUGCGUCAAUUAGCCGACUUAACUCUAUGACUGGUAUGGACCGACGUCACAUUUGUUUUAAUUUAAAAAAAAUAAUGAUUUGAGCACCCAAAGAAUAGCCUGCAAUUACACGGAACAAUGUCUCUGAAAUCUGUAGUUCUUUUUUUUUUUUAUGAGUUGCGUCGGAGCUCCAGUCCGCCCAUACUAGUCGCUGCUAUACCUCAAUACGUCUCUGUUCCCAUUAAUGAAAUGCAGGGCCGGAAGAUAAAACAAUGUGGCCUUUUCUCACUGACUCUUUUGGCCACAUUUUUCCAUUGUAGUUGUUUGCCACACAGUACUGGUGGAAAGCCAUUUCUAGAGACCGCUAAAGAAAUUGCCAGCUAUGCAAAGGUAGCCAAGAGCAUCAUAGACUUGGCUGUGUAUGGCAAAGCCCAGAACCGCUCCUAUGAGAGACUGGCAGACUUCACAGAUACAAUAGGGAACCGUGUCAGUGGCUCUAAGAACCUGGACCUGGCUAUCAAGUACAUGUUCAGUGCCCUGAAACAGGAUGGGCUGGAGAACGUACAUCUAGAACCAGUGAAGAUUCCACACUGGGUCAGGGGAGAGGAGAGCGCCAUGAUGCUACAGCCCCGGAACCACACCAUGGCCAUCCUUGGACUGGGCAGCAGUGUGGCUACACCCCAAGGAGGCAUUGAAGCAGAGGUGCUGGUGGUGGAGUCUUUUGAGGAGCUGAAAAAAAGGCAGAAGGAAGCCAUUGGGAAGAUCGUGGUGUAUAACCAGCCCUUUGUCAGCUAUGAGGAGACUGUGCAGUACAGGGAUUUUGGGGCAUCCCAGGCAGCUGAAGUAGGAGCUGUGGCUACUCUCAUCCGGUCCAUCACACCCUUCUCCAUCAACAGUCCUCACACAGGCUGGCAGGACUACCAGGAGGGAGUGCAGAAGAUCCCUACCGCCUGUAUCACAGUGGAAGACGCCAUGAUGAUGGCCAGGAUGGCUAAGCGAGGCCAGAGGAUUGUGGUCCGACUCACCAUGAACGCCCAGACCUUCCCUGACGCUGACUCCUUCAACACUGUGGCUGAGAUCAUCGGCAGCGAGCACCCAGAACAGGUGGUGCUGCUCAGUGGUCAUCUGGACAGCUGGGAUGUGGGCCAGGGGGCCAUGGAUGAUGGUGGUGGAGCACUCAUCUCCUGGGAGGCCUUGUCUCUGCUUAAAGACCUGGGUCUGCGUCCCAGAAGAACCCUCCGGACAGUGCUGUGGUCUGCAGAGGAGCAGGGAGGGGUUGGAGCGCAACAGUACUUCCAGCUUCACAAGGUGAACAUCUCUAACUUUAACCUAGUGAUGGAGUCUGACAUGGGUACCUACCCCCUGGGGCUGCAGUUCACAGGCUCAGCCCAGGCCCGGGCUGUCAUGGCUGAGGUGAUGAAGCUACUGAAGCCCAUCAACACCACCACCCUGGAGGAACACGGAGAGGGAAUUGAUAUAGAGAUGUGGAUGGAUGCCGGCGUGCCAGGUUGUGUAGACUCUUCUGUUGUCUGUCUGUCUGAGUCAGUAGGAGCCAGGUGUGUAGACUACCUUCUAUUCUCUGUCUGAGUCAGUAGGAGCCAG